AAAAAAAAUGCAUCAUCAACAGCGGAUGGCAGCUCUGGGAACCGACAAGGAGCUGAGCGACUUACUGGAUUUCAGCGCGAUGCGAAACAGCGAUUUGAAAAUGUUCCCAACAUCCAUGAUGUUUUCCCCUCCUGUUAGCAGUGGAAAGAACGGGCCGACCUCCCUGGGGAGCGGACAUUUCUCCGGCUCAACUAUGCAGGAGAGAACAAGUGCAGGGUCAUGGGCGAGUGGAAGUCGUUCUUCCAAGAGUUAUGCAGAUGGGUCCCAAUACAUGGCGUCACAUGACAGCAUCUCACCUCCAUACGCCAUCUCCAGCCGGCUCACAGGUAAAACCGAGAGGAGCUCAUACUCGUACGGCAGAGAGUCCAACCCGCACUGCCACCAGUCGAGUGGCGAGAUGGGUCUGGGGAGUCCCGGCGCGGCAUCGCCCACCAAGCCGGCCGGCCAGUACUACCAGCACUACGGCUCCAACCCGCGGAGGAGAACGCUGCCUAUGGACGCCAUGGAGGUUCAUCCAAAGAAAGUGCGGAAGGUCCCUCCCGGCUUGCCGUCCUCGGUGUACGCUCCGUCUGCCAGUACAGCGGACUACAACCGGGACUCACCGGGAUACCCCUCCUCCAAACCUCCCGGCGCUGGCUUCCCAAGCUCGUUCUUCAUGCCAGACGGUCACCACAGCGGCGACCCCUGGAGCAGCAGUAGCAGCAGCAUGAGCCAGCAGGGUUACCACGGCAGCAUGCUGGGGGGCGGGAACUCGUCCCACGGCCCCACCCAGAGCUCCUCCUACUGCGGGAUUCACCCUCACGACAGAUUGAGCUACCCGUCGCACUCGUCUGCAGACAUCAACUCCAGCCUCCCCCCCAUGUCCAGCUUCCACCGAGAGGCGGGGGGAGGAGGAGGGGAAGGGAGCGGCGGAGGGGGAAACCACUACAGCGCCGCCUCGUGCACCGCUUCCACCAACGGCACAGAAAGCAUCAUGGCUAACCGAGCGCCGAGUGCAGCAGCCAGCAGCUCUCAGACAGGGGAAGCCUUAGGGAAAGCACUCGCAUCCAUCUACUCUCCGGACCACACAAACAACAGCUACUCGUCAAAUCCCUCCACCCCAGUCGGCUCCCCGCCCGCCCUCACAGCUGCCAGUUCAGCCGCCUGGUCGAGGAACGGCGGACAGGGAGCGUCGUCGCCAAACUACGAGGCUCCGUUGCACUCUCUGCAAAGUCGCAUCGAGGACCGCCUGGAGCGUUUGGACGAUGCCAUCCACGUGCUGCGGAGCCACGCGGUGGGCCCGUCGACAGGUAUGCCCAGCGGGCACGGUGACAUGCACAACCUCAUCGGGGCCGCGCACACGCACAACGGCGCCAUGGGCGCUCUGAGCAGCGGGUACGGCUCGGGACUGCUGUCGGCCAACAGACACUCCCUCAUGGGGGGCUCUCACAGAGACGACGGCAGCGGCGUGGGCGCUCUGCGCGGCGGACACUCGAUGGCGGGUCAGGGGCCGGGGCCUCAGCUGCCAGUUCAGUCGGCCACGUCGCCGGACAUCAACCAGUCCGACCAGUACCGCGCGCUGUCUGGAGGCCUUCAGGGCCAGCGCACCUCCUCCGUCAGCUCGGAGAUCAAGUCGGAGGACGAGGGGGACGAAAACCUCCUGCAGGACCCAAAGUCCCUGGACAACAAGAAGGAAGACGGCGACAGCAAGGACCUGAAAUCAAUUGAGAGCAACAACGACGACGAGGACCUGUCUCCGGAGCAGAAGAUGGAGAGAGAGCGGGAACGGCGGAUGGCGAACAACGCGCGGGAGCGUCUUCGGGUCCGAGACAUCAACGAGGCGUUCAAGGAGCUCGGCAAGAUGGUGCAGCUGCACCUGAAGAGCGACAAACCUCAGACCAAGUUACUGAUCCUGCACCAGGCCGUGGCCGUCAUCCUCAGCCUGGAGCAGCAAGUCCGAGAGCGGAACCUGAACCCCAAGGCGGCCUGUCUGAAGCGCCGCGAGGAAGAGAAGGUCUCCGUGUCCUCGGACGGGGGUCCCCUCUCAAUGGCCGCCGCGCACCACGCCAUGGGCGACGCGUCGAACCCCCUGGGACAAAUGUCCAAGGUGCCAGAAUUUAUCAAGAUGAUGAGCGACCACUUCCUCUGACAGCGUUUCCCAUGACAACCCGGAUCGCCCACCCCCCGUCCCCCCGCCGCCCCGCCUCUGAUCUCCGGAUCUUCGGCCUGACCAAUCAGAUCAGCCUCUCUCUCUCUCUCUUCUCGUCUUUCUCUUAUCCUCCUCCUCCUCACCUUCAUCUCCUCCUUCUUCUGAGAACACGAACUGCAGAGCCACAUUAGUCGCCGUCGUCACUUUGCAUCUCCGGCCGAACUGAACUGGAUUGCCGCUUUGUGGAGACGUUAAAACGGCCGCCGUCACACGGCCCGCUACAAGGUGGCGGUCUGUGAGGAGCUUUUGACACAAAGUUACAGCAAUGGACAAGUCUUUGGAAUCACAUCAUCCAAGAAAUCCUUCUUCUUUUACGACUUGUUUUAUCAGCAUUCCCAGUUUUAAAGAACAAAGGGGUUCUAUAUAUAGUAUAUAUAUAGAAAAACAAACAUGACAAAAAAACUUGUUGAAAAAGUGCAACAGGGCAGUGAGGGUUUACGGGUUGUGGAGGGUUGUUCAUAGCGGAGCAGAACAUAUCACAAAGUGUUUCAAAGAGUUGUUUUCUUUGUGUGCGUGUUUUUUUUUAAGCAACAUUGCACAGCUGUCGUUGAACGCAGCUUCAGCGCGUCUCUGACUGAAUGGCAAUCUAACGCCACACUGUGGAUGAAGCUGUGCCUGAUGUCCUCUUGGAUGCAAACCAGUCAGAUAAGAUACACACGGAGAAGCGAAGCAAAGGAAAAAGAACAGAGAAACGGGAAAUAUUGCAAGAAGUAUCGCAAAAAAAGCAAGCUGUCCACCCAUAUGUCCCCUUACAAGCCACACCUUUCCACAGAUCAAAGUAUAAAUGUAAAAGUAACAAGGUAGUAGGUGCCGAGUCAUUCGAACAAACCCGAUUAAGUUCGCAAACGCUUUUUGACUAUCAUGCCUUCGGGAAAAACGGGGCUCAACAGGAAACAACGGGGGCAACUCGUUCUUCCCCUUUUAAUGCAUUCCCUCUCACAGUAGAUUGUCAGUGUAAAAAAAACCUCAAACUCUUCAUGUUUUAUGCCAAUGUUCACAUUGACUUUGUUCUUAAGCAAGUGGCAAAAUCGUACGAACUUCUAAAGUUUUAGUGUGAUCGCAAAUACAAAAGGACUGGACGGUUGGCCCGUGUGUAUCUACUGGGAGGAAGACAAUACUCCAUCAAUCAUCGAAUCAGUUCAUCAAUCAAUCAGUAAACGACUCCAGAGGGACCGAGGUGUUUUAGUUAUUGAAGCUAGGAUUACAGACGAAGAAACAUGAAGGAAGAAAUCAUGCAGUGAUGAAAAAGUGUACAUCUAAAUGCGGCGAGAAGGAAAUACUUUUUCUUGGCACCUUCAUUCGAGAUUGUUAUUGUGGGUUUUAUUGUGCGAAUGCAAACACGACGACAGAAAGAAAGAAAGAGCUCGGGCAAACAUCCUUUGCCCACCGGUCAGAGCGCGCAGGAGUUCUAAACCUUUGUUCAGGCCUUUGUUGGGCAGAUGGUUGGGCAGAUGGACAGAUGACUCAUAACGGGGUGGCUGGAUGAGUGGGAGGAGGGAGCACUGAAGUGAAUUCUAUUCCAUGUUUUAGCACAUUCCCUGAAUUACGAUCACUUGAAUCGAGUGGUCCGGGAUGUCCCCGGAAGCCAGAACUACAAGAGUUUCGGGAGUCAUUGGAUUUGAGAGGGCCAACAUCCUUAGCAGCUAGAGAUAGAGGCAGAGCAGGAAGAAGCUAUUGGUCGACAUGACGGCACCGCUGAAAGGAAAGCAAGGGAGCAAUCAUCAUGGCGGGGAGUAUUAUCCUUUUCUUCUGGGGUGCCAAGCAGCAGUAGUCAAAGCAUCCGCGUGUGUUGGAUUCAUUUGGUUUCCUUGUUUAGGAUCUGGCAGAUCAAAACCCCCGAACAUCUGACCUCAACUCUGGACAACCCUGCCCCAAGUAAAGACCAAGGGGGACUUUCUGAUUGACAUUUGAUGUCUCGCGAAAUAACAGAUGAGUUGAUGGUAGCUGAGGUGUCUGUUGCUGGGACCAUUGGCUGCCAUGAGUCUGGCAUGUCUGACCGGGGGUUUAGACAUUCUGAUUACCUCGGUAUGCUCAAUGUACAUGUAAAUUAGAAACAUAGGCAUAUUUGGUUCGAAUGAGACCAGAUCCAUACUGACCCAGAUUGGCUUGGGAGUGAUGUAGGAUCAGGAUCAAACAGGACUUUGGCAGUGGCAAAAGUCAUGACUGUGACCUGGAAUAGAUGAAUUCAGACCAGAUAGGUCAGGAAGGAAACAUUAGGGUUCAUUGCGUUGCUAUGCAUCCCGGUCUACUCUUCAACAACAGGGGAAGGUAAUUGGAAUAUCUUGUUUUCUGAUGUCAAUCUGAAAGUCUCCUUUUACCAUCACCCCUGAUUAAGCCUUCCUCAAUCCAGGCCUUUGUUUAAUACCCAGUCCCAGUUCUGUCUUCUCUGCUGACCCUAGCCUUAUGAUCCCUAAACCAGAACCCAAGCCCCUCUUCCCAGACUUGUGCCCCCACCUAAGCGGUCCCACAGAUGCAAUUUGAACAUUCACACUUCUACCAAUGUGCCUUUUUAGAGUUCAUAUCAUUCGAGUUGCCAGAGGAGGACAUUAACCUGGUCUUUUAAUAGGAUGCAAGCUUAGGGAAACCUGUUCUUAGUCGUUAGGUUCUAUGCAGUCAGGUUUUUUACCAGACCUGGGAAUUUAAAAAAACUAAAAAGGAGAAAAAAAGAAGUAUUUUUUGGAUAAAAAACAACUAAAACUGUAUUUAAUGUACUGUACGCUUAUAUGUAAGUAGACGGCGUGAUCUGGCUUUGAGCCAGUAAGACAGAUGCUUGAUUUAGCAAGAUGAGCCCCCAUCCCCGUUCCCCUCCUACCCCUCAAGUUCUCCAUAACCCCCAAAACCCUUCUUGUUCCAAGACCCAGCCCUGUUUCCAUGGUGAACAACGCGUCUCUUCUUGUAUUAUAGCUUAUCAGCUUUUUAUCAAUAUUUGAUCGGCUUGUCCGUAAGCCAAUGUAGUCUUCAGUACAAAGUGUGUGGUCGUAUGUUGUAAAACAGAUUUUCUUUUUCUCUCUCUCUCUCUCUCUCUUGCUUUUUUAAGACUCUUUUCUCUUAUUACUUUUUCUUUGUCUGUUCUGGUUUACAUGUAUAUUAUAUAAAAUGUAAAAAAAAAAAAGAAAGAAAGAAAGAAAACACACAAUUCGUGGUUUGACAGCAUUGUUCUCUGUCGAUGGUCAUUUUGAUAUGGUUAAAAUCCUACCCAAUCAACAGGAAGGCACGGAAACUGGAAAAGAAUAUUUGAGAAAAUCAAUCUAUAUAAAAAUGUACAAAAAAAGUAUCUACAAUAUAUAAGGAGGGUGCCCUUUUCUGUUAUUUUUUUAUUUUCUGGAGCGUUUGCUUGGGGAGGAAUUAUUUUCUCAAGGACUGAACAGGCAGAAGUUGGCAAGGCCCCUCAGUGUUAAACAUUUUCAGCUGACUUUGUUGUGUUGUCUGUCGACGCCAACGACAACACACUCCGAAUAGUACGGCACCCUGCGCAGGACAAAAGAGGACCGGAGUUCCAUCAGCUCCACACAAGGCAACAACACACAGACGUUUGUAAAUUGUAUGCAACAAAAUGGCAAACUUUACCAUUAUUUUGAAAUUGUGUAUGUAAAAGUUAUAUUUUUACAUGUAGACUGUUGUUAUUUUGUGUUUUAGAAAUAUGUUGUAUCUGUUGUUUUGUUCAAAUAUGAAAACGUAAAAAAAUUCAGUGUGUGUUGAAAAAAUGUGCCACAUUGAAAAUGUAGUGAGGUCAAAAGGUUCAGAAUAUUAUUUUGUAUUAUUUUUUUCAACAUUAUGUUUAUAUCGGCGGGAAACAUUUGAGGGAUUGUGGGAGGAAUCAGAAAUCAUAAAAGAUAAAUGAUAUUGGUUCAAUUCUCCAUGCCUCAUGACAUUACCAUUUUUAAAUGUAUUUUUUGCAGAGAAAAGUGUAAAUAGUCAUAACACAUUUGCUGUGGGGGGAGGACUUGCCAGUGUGAGGCAGUGAUGAUGAACUUGUUUAUAUUUUUAGUGAGGUUGUAUUGGUCCAGUCACAAUAGCCAGGGCCAUCUUUGAGUUUCAGUCCGUGGUGCUCAGGACUGUGUGUGCUUCUGCUCGACCCUCUGAAGUCAGUCAAAUUAUUCUCUUAGCGAACACCAACAAUCACUCGUGUCAGAGCCGGAGAGGCGCCUACUUUACACAUGUGAAGAUGUAUUUUAUUUGAUAAGGAGGAGCAAAAAAAUGAAAGCAAAUACUUGUUCCAUUCAAAUUUCAUUCAUAAAAACAAAGGAUAUCAGAACUCAAAAGUAUACUACCUGGUUUUGCUUUAUUUAUUAUUAUUUUGAUAAUCAAAGAUGUAUAAAAAAUAGGUUAUGAAAGAAUACACAUUUCUUUGUCAGAAACUUGUUUAUGGUAGUUUAACAAAAUCUAUGAAUUAAUGUUUAAUUGGAUUUAUGUUAUAAAAAAUUGAACUGAAGUUCCCGAAGAGCGUUGACAAAUUAAAUUAUACCUGGUGGCUUUGAGCCGGCUCUGACGCCUGUGCAUUUAUUCUCUUUAGGAUGGGUUGUAAAUGUUGAUUAAAUGAAACACCCUCAGCACCUGAUUCAAGAUUAAUAUAUGAACAUUUUGUAAAAGAUUGGAGUGUCUCUAAUAUUUAAAAAAGCAGGUCGUCAGCAAACAAUCUUAUCAGCUAUUUUCCCAAAAAGAUUCCCGAUCAUGUGCGAGGCAGGUCCAGUCAUUAGUUUUUAGUGUUUGCCAUACAAAUUGAGUUUUUUGUCAAUAGGAGAAGCUGCUUUGAAUUGGACCUACAGGUUAAACACGAGAAUUGAAUGUGUAUUUUUUGCGUACUGUUAUUUUUGCAAUGCUUCAUUUUUGUAUUUUCUCUUUGUUGUAUAAUCAAGUCAUCUCCUGAAUUCCAGUAUCUUCAUUUUUAUGUUACCCCUGAUGUUUAGCCAGAAGUUAUUUUCUUUUCCCUCCUUGUUGUACAUACACACCUCAUCUCUCUUUUUCAGUGACUGUGCCAUGAGCUUUGUGAGCUGUUACUCUGUACCAGUUUUACUACAAUAAUGAGUUGAAUUCAAAAUGGCC
This is a messenger RNA of Pseudoliparis swirei, 7231 nucleotides long. RefSeq names its product transcription factor 4-like. The transcript has 20 exons. Gene Ontology annotation, cellular component: transcription regulator complex. Lineage: Eukaryota; Metazoa; Chordata; Actinopteri; Perciformes; Liparidae. Gene Ontology annotation, molecular function: DNA-binding transcription factor activity, RNA polymerase II-specific; protein dimerization activity; RNA polymerase II cis-regulatory region sequence-specific DNA binding. The record is from RefSeq and is a predicted model, not a curated record. Gene Ontology annotation, biological process: regulation of transcription by RNA polymerase II. The coding region runs from base 8 to 2128 and encodes 706 amino acids.